This is a messenger RNA of Closterium sp. Naga37s-1, 600 nucleotides long. The record is from the annotation of a GenBank genome assembly. NCBI's taxonomy places the organism in Eukaryota, Viridiplantae, Streptophyta, Zygnematophyceae, Desmidiales, Closteriaceae.
AUGGCUACUCUCGACUUGUUGGGCUUGGCGCUCCCUGUGCCCCGCACGUUGCCGUCAUCGCAGCCCGCCCGUGCGACGGUCGCAGGCUCCCUCCGCGUCGCGUCGCUCCCAGUAGCGCGUGUGGCGAGCCGGCGGCCGCUUCAAGUGGUGGCGGUCGCAGCGGGCUCCGUGGAGGCCGAUUCGUCAGCCGACCUGGUGCUGGUGGAUCACUACAAGCGGCUCGGCGUCUCCAGAAACGCUAAUAACGCCGAGAUCUUCAAGGCGUUCGAGGCGCGGUGCGAGCAGCUGACGAGCAACCCGAACCUGGACGAGGAGGCGGCCCGGCAGCAACUGCUGUCGCUCGAGGUGUCACUGGACGUGCUGACGUCAGAGGAGGAGCGGCGGCUGUAUGACUGGGCCAUCAUCCGUGCGGAGCAGGGCAGCGCUGCCGAUUACGUGUGGCCCUUUGAGACUGACGUCACUCAGAAGAACUUCACCCAAGGCGUCGGCAACCCACCCCGCCCGAUGACUCCCGAUGACCCCGAGGGCACAGCCAAGCUCGGCUACUUCCUAAUGGCCUGGUUCGCCCUCUCCUGUGUCCUCAGCCUCACCCUCUACUAG